Athalia rosae (coleseed sawfly) is the source of this 2712-nucleotide messenger RNA. It is a transcript of the gene tos, whose product is annotated as exonuclease 1. NCBI's taxonomy places the organism in Eukaryota, Metazoa, Arthropoda, Insecta, Hymenoptera, Athaliidae. The transcript is spliced from 9 exons. Gene Ontology annotation, biological process: DNA recombination; mismatch repair. Gene Ontology annotation, cellular component: nucleus. Gene Ontology annotation, molecular function: 5'-flap endonuclease activity; metal ion binding; DNA binding. The coding region runs from base 622 to 2592 and encodes 656 amino acids. The record is from RefSeq and is a predicted model, not a curated record.
UUCCUUUUUUGGAGAAGUCAUCAACGAAAGGAAAUAUCAGUCAAUUUGCAGGAGGCACAGUAGCUAUCGAUUCUUAUUGUUGGUUACACAAAGGGGCAUUUUCAUGUGCAGAAAAAUUAGCUCACCAACAACCAACGACUGCAUCUCGGAACCUUGCACAACACAAGUCUGAAUUCUACCCAACGGCAUGCAGAAGUACGAGCAAGCCUCUCUGUGAAAUUUGCAACAUCGAGUCAAUAUGAAGAUACACUGCAUAAAGUUGAACAUAGCGACUGAAUUUUCUGAAUUCUCUUUGCAAGUCAAACUGCGUUAGUAAAGCACCGUCAACUUCAGUUUAAUUUGGAGACUUCCAACAUACAGGAUGGACUUUGAGGAUUCUGAAGAUUCAAAUAAAUUUAUAAUAGACCUCAAAAUAUUAUAGUCAUUUAUUGUUUUGUAACUUUUCAAUUUUCAUCUCAAUAAUUCAAUUUUCAUAUGAUGCGUCCUUGCUUGAAUGGAUAAAUCAUAUCAAUAAGUAAAAUUGAGGUGUAGGGAAAUCAAUUACACUUUCUUAAAAUCUAAAUUAAUUAUGCUCCUUAAAUUGUUCAUAGAUAUGUGACUUACUGUUUGAAGUUUGUUAAUAUGCUACUAGCAAAUAACAUCAAACCAAUUCUUGUAUUCGAUGGAUGUCAUUUGCCUGCUAAAAAAGAUACAGAAUCCAAAAGACGAGAACUGCGAGACACAAACCGUAGAAGAGCUGCUCAAUUGAUACGGUCCGGUCAAACGGCAGAGGGAAGAAGUCUACUGAGGAGAUCCAUUGAUGUAUCACAUGAAAUGGCAUUGAACUUAAUAAAAGCCUGCCAUGAACUCAAUGUGGAUUGUAUUGUAGCACCAUAUGAGGCUGAUUCCCAGCUUGCGUAUUUGAACAUUUCUGGAAUAGCAGAUGUUGUGAUUACAGAAGAUAGUGACCUCACAUUAUUUGGAUGCAAAAAGAUUUUCUUCAAAAUGGAUCUUGUAGGUAAUGGGGUCCUCGUAGAACAAGAACGUUUCUAUCUGGACAUGGGUGUGCGUUCUGAGCAUUUUGAUAUGAACAAAUUUCGUCACAUGUGUAUCCUGUCAGGAUGUGAUUAUUUACCUUCUUUACCAGGCAUAGGCUUAAGCAAAGCAUGUAAAUUCAUCAAAAUGACUACCGAAACAGACAUACACAAGGCUCUCAACCGACUAUCAUCAUACUUGAAUAUGAAGUCUUUGGAUGUAUCUAAAGAGUAUAGGGAUGCAUUUGUGCGGGCAGAUAUCACUUUUAAACACCAGCUCGUAUUUUGUCCAUUCAAAAGAAAACAAGUACGUCUUACACCACCAACUCCAGAUGUUACCCUGGAACAAUUGCAUUUCGCAGGCAAAGAGAUGCCUGAGGAUUUGGCAUGGCAAUUAGCAAUUGGAAAUUAUGAUCCUAUGACAUUGAAAAAGCUUCACGAUUAUGAUCCUGACACUUAUAAAUCUGGAAAGGUUAUACAAAGGACCAAUUCUUGGGAAACAAAACCAAUCGUCAAACACAAGAGUAUCUGGUCUGCGGACUUCAAAAUUAAGAGAACGACACCUGAAACAAAUGAAACGACCACAUUAUGGCCCAACACUCAUGGAAAAGUGAAUAUGCUCAAAACAACUGGUAUCAUUCAAAAGUUAUUCUCACCCAAACGCAAUUAUGAAGAAGUCACAGCUAUGGAACCAGAUGGUCUGCUGAAAUUUUAUAUGGAUACCGAAGUUGAAAACAAUAAGCGGUUCUGUACUGAUGUGGAUGUAUCUGCUCUUCAGCUAGAUACGUGUUCGCCAGAAAAGAUGGAAAAAUCGCCCAUUUUAGUGAGGAGAGCAAAUCCAUUUGUGAAGAAGACUCAUUCUAAUCAAGUUUCACCGAGUGUGCUCGAUAAGGGAAAACAACGCUCAAAAUUCCGCAAUUUGACAAGGUUUCAGCCAACUGUGAUAGAGAGUAACGUUAUAACACAAAGUAAAUUCUUUGCAACCACGACUGAUCCUCAGCUUAAACAGGAUUCUUUGGAUUCUGAUAAAUUGGAAAAUCCUGCUGCUGAAGUACUAAAUUAUGCUCAUGAAACCGAUAAUUCCAAUGGUAGCGAGGUAGUUGCAGUCAUAAAUGAAUCUACAUGCAUAUCUGAUUCUAUAUGUGAGAAACAGCUGGCUGAUGCUUCCAGUGCCUUAUCUAAAGUUGACAACAGUUCGAUUCCAGCGAUAGAUACAUCGAACUGUGACGAAAUUUGUAGAAAAGAGGAUUACGUAGCAGUAGUUGACACUAGAAUUUUAAACCAUGUAGAUAGCUUACACAACUUACAGCCUGAUUCCACAAGACCUAAUUUGUCUCAAUGGUCAAAUACCAAAACUACGGACUGUGCCACGUUCGUUGCAAUGAAUCCUGUAGAGAGCCCAAAUAAUGGAAGGACAUUUCGAGGGAUGCAGGGAGCAGCCAAAUUGGUAAAGAAUGACGUAUCUCGAGCACGUGUAAAUAAGAAGUUUCAACCAGUAAAGAAAAAAUCCCAAAUACAAGGACAGCAAUGUCUGCUUAGCGCGUUUGGUUUUCAAAAAAAAACUGGGCUUCAGCACUGAAGCUGUAAAUAACGAAAGUGCAUAGUAUGUGCCAAAAUAUGGAUGACAGGUUCAUGUAUAUGUUUUUAUGAAAGUCAAAGCAAUGAUUCACAUUGAUAAUAUUUUCUUAUUUCACAGUAA